Vicugna pacos (alpaca) is the source of this 2660-nucleotide messenger RNA. The record is from RefSeq and is a predicted model, not a curated record. NCBI's taxonomy places the organism in Eukaryota, Metazoa, Chordata, Mammalia, Artiodactyla, Camelidae.
AUGCGACUGAGUGAGUGCCCGGCAGAGCUGGGGAGAGGACGGAACCUGGCAGGUAUCUUCAUUCUGGACGAGGGUGCAGAGGGCUCCCCAAGACUAGCCCCGCAGCUCACACCCUCCUCCAUUCAGCGGACCCUCCAGACCCAGGUUCAAACCCCCAAGGUUCUGGGCCACCACGCGGGAGGGGCCGAGGCGCAGGCCAUCACCAGGAGGCCUCGGCCCAUCAGCAUAGGGGCAGCUGUCACCUCCGGGCUGCCACCCGUGGUGGCAGGUCACCGAGCGCCAGAGACACCCCCAGCGGUCACGCUGCCCGCGGACUCCAGUUCCUAUCCUUCCCAGCUGUGGGCGUGGAACCUGUUUAAUCUCCUGGGAGCUGAGACCCUGCGCCGCUGCCUCCGGAGCCUGGGGCGGGACUCGGGGCGGGGGAGCACCAGAGACGUGUCCUGCCUGCCACCCGUCACCAAGCUGCUGGGAUUCCCCGCAAGUGAGGCCACCCCCAUGCCCGGAGGCUCCAGCCAGGGGCUCCUGGAUGAAAGCGCUGGGUGGCACCCGCGUCCUGACGAUGUGCCCGGGGGCGUGGGCGAGGCGGCCCUGGCCCGCCUAGCACUCACAAGGUACUACCGCCCCCCUCACCUGGCAGGUCGCCCCAAGGGCCAUGAGCUCGCGGCGAUGGCCAGCCCUGGCCCCGACGAGGCCACAACGACGCCGAUGGGCAACAGCGCCGAGGGACAAAGAGGCGCCACUCCGACAGGUCCUUGUCCCCAGGUCACUGGCCCCAGUUUCCCGGCUGCCCCUGGCUCCCCAGAGCACUCUUCUCCCGGCAAGAAGACGAAGAACUCCCUCUCAACACAGCUGACUUGCCUGGAGGCCCGGGAGGACAAGGUCCCCUCAAAGGUCACCCUCUCUGAGCUCAAGUCCUGCCUGCAGCGGGCACAGGAGCUGGGGGCGCGGGUGCAGGAGCUGAGGGCAAGUGCCCAGAGGAAGGAUGCUGGGGAACCCGGUGCACUGGAAGACAAGGGGUACCUGGCAGGGCCAUGUGGAGAGAAGGUGCCUGCCUACCAGCGCUUCCACGCCCUGGCCCAGCCGGGGCCCCCGGGCCUCGUGCUGCCCUACAAGUACCAGGUGCUGGCCGAGAUGUUCCGCAGCAUGGACACCAUCGUGGGCAUGCUCCACAACCGCUCCGAGACCGUGACCUUCGCCAAAGUCAAGCGGGGCGUCCAGGACAUGAUGCGCAAGCGCUUUGAGGAGCACAACGUGGGCCAAAUCAAAACCGUGUAUCCCGGGUCCUACCGCUUCCGCCAGGAACGCCGCCUCCCCACCUUCAAGGAUGGCGUCAGGAGGUCUGAUUACCAGCUUACCAUCGAGCCACUACUGGACCCACAGUCUGGCAGCCCAGCCCCCCAGCUCACGGCAUCAUGCCUGCUGCAGCGGCGCCAGGUCUUCAGCCAGAAUCUGGUGGCGCGUGUCCGGGAGCAUCACAGGGCCUUCCUGGCCUCCCUGAAUCCCCCCAUGGAAGUGCCUGAGGACCAGCUGACACGCUGGCACCCCCGCUUCAACGUGGACGAAGUGCCUGACAUCGAGCCAGCUGAGCUGCCCCAGCCGCCCACCGUGGAGAAGGUAGCCACUGCCCAGGAGGUGCUGGCCCGUGCCCGCAGCCUGAUGUCACCCAAGAUGGAGAAGGCCCUGAGUGACCUGGCCCUGCGCACGGCCCAGCCUAGCAGCCCUGGGUCCCCCAGCCUGGCGCUGCCGGCCACCCCACCGACCACUGCGCCUGCAGCCCUGAAGGGGGUGUCCCAGGCCCUGCUGGAGCGGAUCCGGGCCAAGGAGGCACAGAAGCAGCUGGCACAGAUGACAAGGUGCCCGGAGCAGGAGCAGCGGCUGCAGCAGCUGGAGCGUCUGCCCAUGCUGGCCCGCGUGCUGCGCAACGUCUUCGUGUCAGAGCGCAAGCCGGCACUCACCAUGGAGGUGGCCUGUGCCAGGAUGGUGGGCAGCUACAGCAUGGCCAUGAGCCACGGGGAGAUGGAGAAACAUGUGCAGCUCCUCUCCGAGCUGCUGCCCGACUGGCUCAGCCUCCACCGCAUCCGCACUGACACCUACGUCAAGCUGGACAAGACCGCUGACCUGGCGGGCGUUACGGCGCGGCUGGCCCGCCUUGCCCGUGCAGAGGCAGACCUGUGAGCCUGCUGGGCGUGCCGACACAGCCUGGCCUCUGUGCCUGGGCCUUACUCCCUUCAGAAGACGACGCACUUUGCUCUCCCUGUCCAGAGUCCCCAGGAGGGUCGCCUGGGUGCUGGCUGCUGGGCUUGAGGGUCUCCAGCCAGUGCUGUUGGCCCCCCUGUAUACAGGGUGCGAGGAAGUGGGGUCAGGGAGGGGGUCCCGUUGGUGGAAUAACCCUCCCAGUUGUCCACAUGCGCUCUCCAGGUGGUCCUGGCAUCUCCAGGUGGAUGCAGGGUCCUCUUGAGAGGAAGACAUGCAGAAUCUGAGAUUGGAAAAUGAAGGCAGGGGCCACGAGCCUGGGGAACACAGGUGCCUUUAGGAGCUGGGAGAGCCCAGAACUGGCCCUCCCAGGUCCUCCUUGGAGCCUCCAGAAAUCAGCCCUGCGACUCAUGCCUUGGUUUUUGUACUUGGUCUCUAGAGCUGUAAGAUAAAGUUGUAAGUCUGCA